Molecule: messenger RNA, 666 nt
Organism: Effrenium voratum
Lineage: Eukaryota; Dinophyceae; Suessiales; Symbiodiniaceae
Source: the annotation of a GenBank genome assembly
AUGGCGAAGCAUGGCGCAGAGGCAUUUGUCGACCCAGACGAGAUUGAGCAGAGCCCUCCGCCAGAGGCUGUCGACUUAAAGCUGCACUUCCAGACUGGCUCGCAUGCUGGGCAGUGGGGUGACUUCGAUGAACGGGGCGUGCCCCAUGCAAACGUGAAGGGUAAGAAGCUGACCAAGAAGGAGAAGGAGCUUGUGGAAACCGAGUACAUGUCAGCCAAGAAGAGGUGCCAACACCAGCUGAAGGCCUGGGAGGAGUGGGAGCUGCGGCUCAACAAGGCGGAGAAGGAGCUGGGGAAAAGGGACCGCGUGCGCUGGGCAUACAGGGCAUCCGGGCCGAGCAAGCACGCUACACUACACAUUGAUGAGCUGGAGGACUUUGUGGCGAAGAUGGGGUGGGAGCCUUUGAGCCCAGCAGACCUGGCCAGCUUCCAGGAGCGCACGGCCAGCAGCUCGGAGGGCGAGGUCCUGCUGGAAGACCUACGGACCUACAUGGCCACAGACAUGGCCAUGGACUUUCUGCAGAACCGCAUGGACCUCUUCUUCGGCACCUGCAGCGUGGAGGCGGUGCGCUCGCCCCGUAGCUGGAGAAGAAAGCUGGAGAAGCAAGAGGAUCAACAAGAUCAACAGGAUUUGGGACCGCUUACGGAUUCAAGCUCCUCCGACUGA